AUGGCCCCCUCUCUUUUACGCGCCGUGACUGUCGCCGUCUGCGGAGCUUCUUUCCUUGAAUCUGUAUCCGCUGGCAUUUCGCCUGGAUUUAAUUAUGGUUCAGACAAAGUACGUGGAGUCAACCUUGGUGGAUGGCUCGUCCUUGAACCUUGGAUUACCCCAUCACUUUUCGAUAAUACAGGUAACUCUGCCAUCAUCGAUGAAUACACAUUCGGGCAGUACCAGGACAAGGCCACCGCGACCACCGUGUUGACCAAUCACUGGAACACUUGGAUUACUGAAUCCGAUUUUCAGCAAAUUGCGGCUGCGGGCUUGAACCACGUUCGCAUUCCUAUCGGCUACUGGGCAUUCGACGUCUCCGGCGGCGAACCGUUCAUACAGGGACAACUUCCAUACCUGCAAAAGGCGAUAAGUUGGGCUCAAACCUAUGGCCUUAAGGUCAUUGUUGAUCUUCAUGGAGCGCCUGGGAGCCAGAACGGCUUCGACAACUCUGGGCAGAAGAUGUCGUAUCCUGAAUGGCAGUCGACCCAAUCAAACAUCGACCGUACAAAUGCCAUCAUCAAGACUCUGGCUUCAAUGUUUGCAGAUCAAACUAACGUAGUACCGAUUAUUGCACCGUUGAACGAACCAGCCGGAUAUGAUGGUGACACAAUCUUGAGUGUUACAAGACAGUACUGGUAUGAUAGUUACGGCAACAUUCGAUACCCUUAUGGCUCUUCAACAGAAUCGAACACUGUUGUUCUGAUCCAUGAUGCUUUCCAAGACCUUAGCUAUUGGAACGGCUUCAUGACCUCUGGCUUCGAUGGAGUGGCUAUGGACACACACAUUUAUCAGAUGUUCUCUGAUGCGGACGUGGCAUUGAGCUACGACGGGCAUAUUUCGGCUGCAUGCCAAGAAGGCAGUUCGCUGUCAUCCUUUGAUCUCUGGAUUAUCGUGGGUGAAUGGACGCCAGCUCCCACUGAUUGUGCGACGUACCUGAAUGGAAAGUUUUUCCUUGUCUCCGUUUCUUCUGUCAAAGUGAGCUUCUUGACAGGACGUGGCGUCGGCGCGCGCUAUGAUGGAACUUAUUCUGGAGAAACACCUGUGGGCAGCUGCAGCGGAAAAUCAGGCUCUGCGUCCUCCUUCAGUUCUUCCUAUAAGACAUUCUUGAGGCAGUACUGGGAAGCUCAAGUCAUUACAUACGAGAAGGGAGAGGGAUGGAUUCAGUGGACAUGGAAGGCCGAGAAUGCGGAUGAUUGGAGUUACCAGGCCGGUCUUGCAAACGGUUGGAUCCCCCAAGACCCUACAGACCUCUUAUACCCUUCUAUCUGUGGAUAG
Messenger RNA from Guyanagaster necrorhizus, 1317 nucleotides. RefSeq names its product glycoside hydrolase family 5 protein. Lineage: Eukaryota; Fungi; Basidiomycota; Agaricomycetes; Agaricales; Physalacriaceae. The transcript has 13 exons. The record is from RefSeq and is a predicted model, not a curated record. Gene Ontology annotation, molecular function: beta-glucosidase activity. Gene Ontology annotation, biological process: glucan catabolic process. Bases 1 to 1317 code for a protein of 438 amino acids. Gene Ontology annotation, cellular component: cell surface; extracellular region.